This is a messenger RNA of Xenopus laevis (African clawed frog), 3080 nucleotides long. RefSeq names its product erythrocyte membrane protein band 4.1 like 4A S homeolog (gene epb41l4a.S). Gene Ontology annotation, molecular function: cytoskeletal protein binding. NCBI's taxonomy places the organism in Eukaryota, Metazoa, Chordata, Amphibia, Anura, Pipidae. Gene Ontology annotation, biological process: actomyosin structure organization. The coding region runs from base 16 to 2313 and encodes 765 amino acids. Gene Ontology annotation, cellular component: cytoskeleton; cytoplasm. The transcript has 24 exons. The record is from RefSeq and is a predicted model, not a curated record.
AUCCAAUCGCGGAGGAUGGAACAGGAGCCUAUAGGAACUCCCCGUGUCGAGUCAGGCCCAAGAGGCGGAGGGGGGAGUAGCACGGGGAGGGCUCGGUCUGUAUGUGGCACUGAGCGGCUUGUCCCUGCUCCCUGGCUCCUCGCAGCCCCCGGACUAGGGAUGGGUUGUUUCUGCGCAGUCCCGGAGGAAUUUUAUUGUGAAGUUUUGUUACUGGAUGAGUCCAAGUUGCCUUUAACCAGCCAUCAGCACGGGGUGAAGUGCGAUCUGACAAAUCCAUCAAAUUAUCGUGAGGCUAGUGGGCACAGAAUGAUCGUGCAUCUAUUGAUUUUUCGGCGGACAUGGGUCAGAAGAUCAGUCGGUCAGAAGUCAACGAAAGGCUCUGUUCUCCUGGACUACGCGUUCCGUCACCUAAAUCUCGUGGAGAUAGAUUACUUUGGGCUACGUUACUGUGACAGAAAUCAUCAGACGUAUUGGCUGGAUCCUACAAAGACAAUUUCAGAACACAGAGACUUGAUCAGUACCGGACCUCCCUACACUCUCUAUUUUGGUGUUAAAUUUUAUGCUGAAGAUCCUUGUAAAUUGAAGGAAGAAAUAACAAGGUAUCAGUUCUUUCUGCAAGUGAAACAGGAUGUUCUGCAAGGACGCCUGCCAUGUCCAUUUAAUAUUGCUGCUCAGUUAGGAGCAUAUGCUAUCCAGUCUGAACUUGGGGACUAUGAUCCAUUUAAGCAUGUCUCUGGUUAUGUGUCGGAAUACCGUUAUGUGCCUGAUCAGAAGGAGGACUUGGAAGAGGCCAUUGAGAGGACGCACAAAACAUUAAUGGGGCAGGUGCCUGCUGUAGCUGAGUCAAAUUAUUUAGGAGUUGUCAAAUCCCUUGAAAUGUAUGGAGUGGAUCUUCAUCCUGUUUAUGGGGAUAACAACUCUGAAUACUUUUUAGGCCUGACUCCAGUAGGACUGGCUGUGUACAAGAAUAAAAAGCAAGUUGGAAAAUAUUACUGGCCAAAAAUUACAAAGAUACAUUUCAAAGAGACACAGUUUGAAGUACAAGUCCUCGGAAAAGAUUGCACUGAGACAUCAUUCUUUUUUGAAACAAGGAAUAAAGUUGCCUGUAAAAAUCUGUGGAAGUGCUGUGUGGAGCAUCAUACUUUCUUCAGGAUUCCAGAUAAUGAUUCUAGUGCACUGUCAAGGAAACUGAACAAACUUGGUUCUCUGGGGUCCAGGCAUCGCUACAGUGGUAGGACUGCUUAUCAAAUGAGCAGAGACCUCUCCAAUCAACUGCCACGGCCUGACCAAAGAGUGGAGAGGAGUCGGAGUAAAACUUACCCCAAAAGGACAGCACUCGCGCGGCAGCCAGGAUCAAACAAUGUAGAACAGGUAACUACAAAUUUGGAACAGGGCGACAAGGAAGGCACCUCAAAAGUUAUUGCACCAUCUCCUGUUAAAAGCUCCAAGAAAGCAAAAUGUGAUACAAGCACAGAUACUAAUAAAAGCAAAACAAGUGCACCAUGGGAAGAAAAUGGCACUCCUAGUGGACUGUAUAAUUCUCCUACUGACCGCAACAAAUCACCAAAGUUCCCAACUCCCCGCCAUCGUAACCAUUCCGGUAGUGAUAAUGAAACAGGACAACUGGCGAGAAGGAAAGGACAGUGCAGUGGUGAUGAUGCAGAUGUAAAGCACAGAAGAAGAUCACGGUCUCGUUGCAAUACAAGUAGCGGCAGUGAAUCUGAAAACUGCAACAGAGAACACAGGAAGAAGAGAAACAGGUUACGGCAGGAAAAUGAUAUGGUCGAUUCAGCCCCUCAGUGGGAAGCCGUUUUAAGAAGACAAAAGGAGAAGAACCAGGCUGACCCGAACUACAGAAGAUCCAGGCAUCGAUCUCGAUCGAGGAGCCCAGACGUGCAAGCAAAAGAAGCGUUAUGGAAGCAUAUUCAGAAGGAACUGGUUGAUCCCUCAGGCUUGUCUGAUGAACAAUUAAAGGAAAUUCCAUACAUGAAAAUAGAGACGCAGGGUGACCCCAUCCGUAUCCGCCACUCCCAUUCUCCCCGCAGCUUUCGCCAGUAUAGACGAUCUCAGUGUUCUGAUGGGGAGAGAUCAGUACUAUCAGAAGUCAAUGCAAAAAACGACCUUGUUCCUCCUCUAACUGUGACACGUGCCUCAGACACUCAUGGUUCAACUGGGCCUCCUGCACAACACAAAAGAGCGGGGUCCAAGGAGAGCAUCAUUGAGUCCAGUGUUUCUCCUCUCAGCAGAGAUACACAGCACAGUGCAGAAACCACAAAAACCACACAGGCCUCACGUCUUAAAACAGAAACCUGAAUGUGGGAGAUAAUGAUCAUCCAUCUCCAAACAUAUGAACCUUUGGACAAUAAACUCAAACUGGGUUGGAGAACACUUUAAACAUUAAAUUAUUGCUGCCAGAAUGGAUUGCAUCUUAAUCAUACAAACAAGGAAGCUAUUACAGGGACAAUGGAGGACACAUUGCUGUGCAACUACAUCGCAGCGCUUUGUCCUGAGUUCAGUUCCAACCAUAGGACUAUGAACAAAGUAUGUGUUCUUCCAUACAGGCAGAUUGGCUCUUGAUGAAACCAAGCCUAACCUAUGUGCAUGAGUUUGAUUUCAACCAGAAUUACUAGCUGAGAUUAUAAACUCUGGUUGGACAGGGACUGAUGUGAAUGAAAAGCAAAGCCAGUAAAAAAACUGCAUAACAUAUUGGCACUAUAAACAAGGGGUAAUUAUAAUACUAGAAGGCUACUGGCUGGUUUGCCAAAUGAGAAAACACAUUUGCUGCUGUUCUUGGCAUUUUUAAGUGUAUGAUGCACUUUCUAUCACCACAUGGACUUCAUAUUCAGUUCCACAAGCCUUUUGUUCUUGGUCACUACCGUGUUUGAGGAUUAAAUGUUGGACACAUGAUAAGAUGCUUCUCAGCUUUUAGCGCACAAAGGCUCAACUGCCUUAAUUUUCACUCAUUAUAAGCAACACUCUCGGUUAAACUGGCAUUUCCAUUUUCUGGGGUUGGGGGAUAUUUUAUCUUGCAGUAUUAAAAACUGAAGUAUUUAAAAAUAAAAUACCAGCCAAAAUGAAAA